Messenger RNA from Hyaloperonospora brassicae, 840 nucleotides. The record is from the annotation of a GenBank genome assembly. NCBI's taxonomy places the organism in Eukaryota, Oomycota, Peronosporomycetes, Peronosporales, Peronosporaceae.
AUGGCCUCAGCUUUGCGCGCGAGGCGCUUCAUCGGGGCCUCGGUCUUGUUGCUGUGUGGGUACACGACGUACUCCAUCGUGGAGCCCAUGAGCCCACACGCUCUACGACUCGCUCAUGGAUCAGACGCCCAGGAACUCGAUCGUGACGAUCCCUUUGCCAGAAACGUGCGCCACAUUGCUGCUCGGGUAGGGGUCACGUGCCCGGCACAAAUGUCCAUUCGCGUGGGCAAACGCUCUGCUGGAGCGUCGACAGGGGCCAAUCUCACCAUUCGCCAGCGAGGCGCGUGCAUUGUGCUGCCCAUGGAGCUCUACGACGCGUUCUACGCUCCGCCCCACUUGCACGCCAAGUACGACAUCCCGACACGAGACGAGAUUGACUUUGUCCUGGCGCACGAGAGCGCACACAUUGCCAGGAACCAUACAGUCUAUGCCGGUGCUUUUCUUCCUGCGUCGCUGCUCGGGAGUUGCGUCGCGAUUCGGACGAUCCCGAACAAAGUGGUCGCUGGGGUCGUUGGCGUUCUAAGCAUGAUUGGCACCAACGUGUGCCUCUCGUGGAGCUUGGAGCACGAAGCAGACCACGUCGCUGCCGAAAGCGGCUUUGCUCGUGGCGGCAUCGCCUGCUUCCAGCGGAAGCUCUCUCGGAACAACGCGAUCCGAGCAGUGUCCAGCACGAAGCUGAUCACGGCGAGGGGCAACUACUUGGGCGACACAUUGCAUCCACUGCUGACCUCGCGCAUUGAGCGACUCGAGCGCCUGACUUCUGCAGCAACAACGGGGCCCCACCGGCUUGUGGUAGUGCCUCCCGAGACAGACACCAGCUCAAUAGCAGCGACAGGCUGA